This is a messenger RNA of Camelus dromedarius (Arabian camel), 1647 nucleotides long. Its product is annotated as histone H3.1. The record is from RefSeq and is a predicted model, not a curated record. The transcript has a single exon. Bases 423 to 833 code for a protein of 136 amino acids. Gene Ontology annotation, cellular component: nucleosome. Gene Ontology annotation, molecular function: DNA binding; structural constituent of chromatin; protein heterodimerization activity. NCBI's taxonomy places the organism in Eukaryota, Metazoa, Chordata, Mammalia, Artiodactyla, Camelidae.
AUGAAAUGAAACUACUUUUCAGAGAAGCUAAUGAAUACAUUAUUCUGCUGUAAUUUCCCCCAACAUUGAGAAGCGAAAAAGAAUCCAAUGAAAAUACAUUUAAGAACAAUUUAGGAGCUGAUUUCUACAAAUACUGCGUGAGAUUCCUUUUACUGGAGGGAUCUUAACUUUUUGGUAGAAAACCAUAAACUCCGGAUAGAGAAAAGUCAUAAAUAAUUCUUUCCUGUAAGAAUUGAAAACAACUGUUAGUAUGGAAAACAAAACCUUUUCAGGGGCAGUAGGAAUCAAAUGAAGAUUGGAAUAAAAGCCAAUCAGGUGACGCCUGCGACAGUUCUGACCAAUCAGGAUCCGAUUACUAGUAUAAAGCCAGGUUCUGGCAUCAGUUUUCCAGUUGCUUAUUUCACAGCACAAGCGCUAAGCUGAUGGCUCGCACCAAGCAGACGGCCCGCAAGUCCACCGGCGGCAAGGCGCCGCGCAAGCAGCUGGCCACCAAGGCGGCCCGCAAGAGCGCGCCGGCCACCGGCGGCGUGAAGAAGCCGCACCGCUACCGGCCGGGCACAGUGGCCCUGCGCGAGAUCCGUCGCUACCAGAAGUCUACGGAGCUGCUGAUCCGCAAGCUGCCGUUCCAGCGGCUGGUGCGUGAGAUCGCGCAGGACUUCAAGACCGACCUGCGCUUCCAGAGCUCGGCCGUGAUGGCGCUGCAGGAGGCGUGCGAGGCCUACCUGGUGGGGCUCUUCGAGGACACGAACCUGUGCGCCAUCCAUGCCAAGCGCGUCACAAUCAUGCCCAAGGACAUCCAGCUCGCGCGCCGCAUCCGCGGGGAGAGGGCAUAAACCCUGUCCUAAGCGCAUUUGUUCUCCCAAAGGCUCUUUUAAGAGCCACUUCCAUUCUCACUAAGGGUGGCUGUCAUUAGGUUUGGUGUUAAAACGGGAGGAAAAAUGUUUUAUGGAAGAACUAGGUAUUUUCAGUCGCAUGCAAAAUAAGCACAAGUGCACUUGCCAAGGCCACAUACGCCGUUAAAUCUUUGUUAGCUAUUUAAAAAGAAACUCGCUCUAGGUGAGAAAUACUUUCAGAAGCAUCCCUCUGUCUCCCUCGUGAAAGCCUGAAACAAGAUGUCAAGCAGGGGAGCAAAAAUUCAAUGUAAAUGAAGCUUGAGGGCUACUCACUCCACUCCAGCAUGGGGGCUGCUGCUGGCAUGCGGUUCUCAUUUUGAAAGAGUCUGAAGUGUAUAAAAUGGAUAUUUUAUGUAUCUCUGCCAAUAAUGUUUCUGAUCUGGACAAGGAUGGAAAUAGUGAACUUCCUGAGAUGGAAACUGAUAGAAUCUACAUUAAAAUUUAUACCUACAUAAGUGGCCUGAAAGUUUAUAGCAAUGAGUGUUCUGUGUUAAGAACAAACAAAUACUUAAGAGUAUCUACCUCCUAUCAUGAAAAAAAAAUUAGUUUUUCAAUGGAGAUACCAAUUAUAUAAAUGGCUACCAAUUAUAUAAAGGCUUUUAAAACUUCACUUUUAAUCAGAUAAAUGCAAAUUAAGACAACAAUGAAAUACUACCCAACACCCAUCAGACUGGCAAAAUCAGAAAGCUGGUAUAUAAAUAACCAAGUGUUGGGAAUUGUAAGAAUUUAAUUUCAUGUGGUGGUUUACUGAUGA